GAACCUCCACAAGGUCGACAAAACCACCACUCUUCUUGCUUGCACCACAUCUUCGCGCUUCCGAUGACUCCGCCAUAGGCGUACUCCGACACGUCGCCCACAUCGAGACCGACAUCGAGAUGGAAGUCGAUAUGGUCAAGCCAGAAAGAUUCUCUGCCACCGAUGGAGAAUCGUCUCGUAUAAAGUCAGACCCGGGCAAUGCAUCACAUCUCACCUCUGGCGGGCCACAUACCGCCGCCAACAAUCAGGGUGGCUCUCAGUCGCGCGCCUGGAGUCCUUCACCUCAACCGCAUGACCUUCUCCUUGCGCCUCGCCAAGAUGCAAGAUACGGCGCAACCGCUGCGCAUUCCCACGUGUCUCAAGCAAAUCACGAACCUGGUCAACAUGACCUGGCUCACCCCGGAUUCCCCCACCUGCUCCCAAACGCCGAACCAUAUGACGAAAGAGAACAAGAAGCAAUUCGCAACCUUUUGGACGUGCCUGAUGUAGACAUACCCGUGUGGGAUCGCGAGCGUCAACCCGUCGCUCUACAGAAGAAGCUCAUGGCACAUCAACAAGUCGGAUUGACGUGGUUGAUCAAUCAAGAGGAAAGUACUCACAAGGGCGGCAUCCUUGCUGAUGACAUGGGACUGGGCAAGACUAUUCAGGCCCUUGCAUUGAUCCUGUGUCGUCCACCUGUGGACGGUACCCGCAAGACUACGCUUAUCGUCGUUCCUACAGCCUUACUCCGCCAGUGGGAGCGCGAGAUUGAGGACAAGGUGAAGCCUAACCACAAGCUCAAAACGGUCAUCUUCCAUGGUGCGAAAAAACGGAAUUUGACCGUCGCAAGGCUGUUGUCUCAUGACAUUGUUCUAACAACCUAUGGUACUCUCGCCCAUGAGUACAAGCAAAUCUACGAGCAACGGAAGACCGCAGCAGCGGUUCUCUUAGCACCCCACGCCAUAUUUCACCGCAUCAUUCUAGAUGAAGCCCAUAAUGUCAAGAAUCGAAACUCACUGUCUUCCAAGGCUGUAGAUCGCCUUCAUAGUACCUAUCGACUUUGCAUGACCGGAACACCCCUGAUGAACCGGCUUGAUGAACUUUAUCCUCUGAUUCGCUUCCUUCGCAUUGAGCCAUACCGGCAAUGGGAAAACUUUAGGCGAAAUUUGUCGUCCAUUAAGGGGGGUGAGACCAGAGCUUUGAAGCAACUUCACGUACUCCUUGGCCGCACCCUUUUGCGCCGCACCGAAAAAACCAUAGUCGAUGGCCAGCCCAUCUUUACCUUACCAGACUUGACUGUUCAGACCGUCCAGGCUGAAUUUGACGAAGAUCAGUCAGAAUAUUACCAGGCACUCGAAAAACACUCACAGUUACGAAUGAACAGAUACUUGAGGGAGGGCACAGUUCUGAGAAACUAUUGGUAUAUCCUUCUCCUAAUCCUGCGACUCCGGCAGUGCUGCUGUCAUCCUCAUUUGAUCAAAGAUCAUACCAUUCCUGAGGGUGUGAAUAUGACAUCUGAGGAGAUGACGGACCUCGCCUGUACGUUAAAGAGGCCAGUUGUUGACCAGAUCAAACGUCAAAAGACCUUCGAAUGUCCAAUGUGUGGAGAAACAACUGAAUACCCCAUCAUCAUUUACCCGUGCGGACAUCACAUCUGCGGCGCCUGUAUAACGAACAUGGCACCAGUAGCAGAAUCUGGCAUGGAUUUCUUUGAGAGCGAUAGAGACGAUCCGGUAUUGGGGGCUUGCCCUACGGAGGGGUGCAACGAAUUCAUUGACUCGAAAUUAGUCAUUUGUUACAAUAAUUUUCGCGAGGUGCAUCUCUCUCAUGACGACAAGGGAGACCGUGCUUUGGGCAAGAAGGAGGAAGAAGAAUUAGAAGACGAUGACGAUGCGGAUAAAAACGGGAAUUUAAAAGAUUUCGUCGUAUCAGAUGACCACGAAAGUGAUAAUGAGGAUGAGGUCGAGUCGGGUGAUGCCUCACUUUCUACUAGUGAGCCUGACGCAAAACGUACAGAAGAUUCUAGUGGUGCCAAGUUAGAGGAGAGCUCAAGAAGUGACUCGCGCGUCGAGCAUAGCCCAGAACGUUGCCUAGUCCCAACAGCUGCUGUAUCGGAGAGCGAUGCGGAUGAUUCUGAUGACUCUUUGCCACCCAUUGACUCAAUCUUUAGUCAAAUUAGGAAGAAGGUAGAAACCAAGACCAGUCCCAAGGCACCACUUACAGGGCUUUCCGCCACAAGGCAAAACAAGAGGAAUAACCUCCUGCGGUCUCUCACCAAAACUGAGCUCAAGCGUGCUAUGAAGCAUGAUCCCGAUUCUGAAAGUGAAGCUACAAAUGAAGACAUCAGUGUGGUUUCGCGACAGAAGAGGAAAAGACGACUGGGGCAAGGCAUAGCCAGACCGCAGAAGAGGUCGAGAAAGGGCAAAGGUCGGCGGACUGAGCUCACCCUAAGUGCUCUUAAGUCAAACUUGUCCAGCGCCGCUGCCAAAGAACGAUAUUUCAAUGGACUUAGAAGAGAUUGGGAGUCUAGUGCGAAGAUUGAUAAGGCGAUGGAAUUGCUAGCAAUGAUCCGGCGAGAUUUUCCCAACGAGAAGACACUUGUAUUCAGCCAGUUUACCUCUUUUCUCGACCUCAUGGAAAUUCCCAUUUCAGACGAUGGGUACAACUAUCGACGCUACGAUGGCAGUAUGCCCAACGGUGACAGAGACGCGGCCAUUGAUGAUUUCAUGAAGAAACCCGAAGUCAAGAUAAUGCUAGUCAGUUUAAGGUGCGGCAAUGCUGGAUUGAAUUUGUAUGCGGCCACACGGGUUAUUAUGCUCGAUCCGUUCUGGAAUCCAUCGGUAGAGGACCAGGCUAUCAAACGAGCUCACCGACUAGGCCAGACCAAACCUGUCGUUGCAUAUCGAAUCCUGGUUGAAGAGACGGUGGAAGAUCGCAUUCUUCUAUUGCAAGAGAAGAAAAGGCAGCUCGUCAAUGACGUUCUCAAUGCCGAAGCUCGGAAGGGUCUGAGUCGGUUGAGCGUAUCAGAGCUUGCGGGUCUGUUUGGUAUCAACUGGCGCCGCUGAGCAUUAUUGUGUUUUCGAGAAAAUCGGAUGGUUUUGGAAUUGUAUCAAUUCGGCGUUUGGUGGAUGAUAUCCCAUGGUUCUGGCAAUGGAUUGACAUUGCUUUGUACAUGUAUUUUACACGGAGCAUUAUUAGACACUAAAUGGCCUACGCAGGCUGCUGUUGCUGCUACUACUACUCGACAAAUACUUCGACACAUGGCU
Molecule: messenger RNA, 3245 nt
Organism: Xylaria bambusicola
Lineage: Eukaryota; Fungi; Ascomycota; Sordariomycetes; Xylariales; Xylariaceae
Exons: 1
Coding region: 120-3044 (974 amino acids)
Cellular component (GO): cytoplasm
Molecular function (GO): ATP-dependent chromatin remodeler activity; ATP binding; metal ion binding
Source: RefSeq, a predicted model, not a curated record